UCGACUCAUUGGCCACCGCGCACUCGCUACAAAACGACGUGUCGCGUUUAAACCGAAACCGUUAACGUUAUCGAUAACCGUUCGGCGCAUCACUGUUUUUGGCGCGCGUUCCAUUUUCGAAAUUUGAACUUGACAGUUGCCGAUGUGUGCGUGAGUUUAUGAACAAAAUGAUAAAUGUUUUUCAAAGGACAGAGUAUUUUUUGUAUUUCGCUAUAAAGUAGUUUGUUUUGUAAACGAGUUUGUUGCGGUUUUUAGAAGUUAUACAUGUCUCGAAUCUCCAAGAUGUACGCUCUCCUAAUAUUCGCUCUCGUAGCUGGCUGCCGGGCCGCAAAUGUCAACAAACACAUGAGGUUGCUCACAGAACUGGACAACAAAAUUGAUCCUAAUUUAUUACCUCUCCGCGCGCCUCGAAGGUUCCUCGCCAUCACCAAGGCACCAGAAGCAGCGACGGGGCACCAAGCUGGCACCACCGUGUCUUUGCUAUGUGAAGCGUUCGGGGCACCCGCACCCACGAUACGCUGGUUCAAAAACAACCAGCCGAUUUAUGAGUACGACCAGGAAUCCAACGAGAUCUUCGACACGAACCCCACCUCGCUGGCUCGGGUUUCAUCUACACUGCUCGUGUCCCGGACCGCGGGCCGCGAUGAGUACACCUGCGUGGCUGUGGCUGGUGCUAAGACGGAGAGGGUCCACAGCGUCGUUUACAGCACAGAUGGCAGCACCGACUUAAUACCAGACCGGGCGCGACUCAUACCACUCGCGCCACAAAUCCUCGUCUCGUACAAAGUGUUCAUGGACCUCAUCGGCAACAACGUGGUCCUUCCUUGCCACGCCAAGGGGCACCCGCGGCCGCAGGUGACGUGGGUGAAUAAUCGGGGCGCCACCGUCAAGUCGGAUCCGAGGAUGAAGGUGCUUCGUUCAGGCGAGCUAGUGAUCUCGCCACUGCUGUGGAGCGACAUGGGCGAGUUCACUUGCCACGUAUCCAACGCCUUCGGGAGCCAGCUCGCUACUACUUUCGUUUACCCUGCGAGUGUCAGUAGGGUGAAUAAAGUAAAGCAGUAGACAACCGAGCAAACGAAGCCUCGUAUACUUAACAUGAAUGUUCCUGUAGUUAAGUACUUGUUUACUAGUACGCGAGCGAACUAAACGGACCAUAAUUUUGAU
Messenger RNA from Cydia amplana, 1164 nucleotides. RefSeq names its product neural/ectodermal development factor IMP-L2-like. The record is from RefSeq and is a predicted model, not a curated record. The transcript has 7 exons. The coding region runs from base 265 to 1062 and encodes 265 amino acids. NCBI's taxonomy places the organism in Eukaryota, Metazoa, Arthropoda, Insecta, Lepidoptera, Tortricidae.